Messenger RNA from Miscanthus lutarioriparius, 1527 nucleotides. The record is from the annotation of a GenBank genome assembly. NCBI's taxonomy places the organism in Eukaryota, Viridiplantae, Streptophyta, Magnoliopsida, Poales, Poaceae.
AUGGGGUGGAGAGGGGCAACAGGAGGGGUACCUGGAGCUCGGCCGCCUGAGACAACAACUGAAGCGGCUCGCCGUAGAUCUGACACGGUUGGAGGACCCGUCGCCCGCGCGCACAAGAUUGCCUCUGCCUACAGGAAGGCCUGCUCGUGGAUGCACGUGAGCCAAGCAGGAGAGGUGCGGCAUUGCGCGCCAACGCCGCUCGUAGUUGUCGCUGGCGGCUUCCGGCGGAGGCGUGCGGCCGUGGGCUCAAGGAGAGGUUCGGGACGGUCUGGGCUCGACGCCCUGGCGGUAGCACCCGCCAUUUUGGACGCCGCGGGAGGUGAGGGACGAGGCUGCAGCCGCGGCAAUGGGAAGGGAGUCGGAGCCGGUGGACGAGCCGGGGUGGCCGCAGCCGCCGUGCCUGCGCCCGCCGGCCGCUCCGGGGUGGCCGGAGCCGCCACUCCGGGCAGCUGGGGCCCCCGCCCGCGCCGGGAUGGCCGGGACCGGAGCGUCCGGGGCCUCCGCGCCUGCGCCGGGAUGUCUCGCUGGUUGCAGGCGCCCGUGCCGCCGCUCGCUCGCCGGAUGAGCCCGAGAAGGUUCCCGAGGUUUCGGGUUUACAACGAAACGGGUAGAGACCAAAUCGAUCCGCAAUCGAACGGCCACCAUCGCAAGUUCGCCAGAUCGAACGGCUUACGGCUUAACGGGCGACGUGGCACGAUGUCACCGUUGGUUGAGGAGUUGGGCUUGAAGAUAAAUAAUCAUGACAUCUGCCGCAUUGACAUUGCGGCCCCAGUGCUUAAGGAGGUGACACUGGAGGUAGAUAUUGCCAAAGGCUUCAGUUUGUCCUUCUUGGCCCCAAUGGUGAAGAAACUCAGAUGGGGUUGCUCUUAUUCGUACGUUUCUGUUGGGUUCGGCCAGAUAUGGCGCCUUCUGAGCGUAAAGGAGCGUGAGCUAGAUGAUUUCCAUGUCAUCUCGCUGAUCAUAAUGAGUUCUGCUAAUCCAAAUGGUCUUCUGUAUGCAGAAUGGAGCAUUACACAAGUGAUGGCUCAUCUUCCAGUGACUGCUUUUUCUGUUUUAGAGCUGGAUCUCGAAACAGAGAGGCAUACUUUUGGACCAAUGAUGUUGUGUCUGCUUCGGAUUCAACCAACUAUGCAAAAGCUUAAGGUGGUCCUAGCACGUGACAAGGUACGAGUGCCCUGCCCAGUAAACUGUCCUUGUGAACAUCCUAUCAACUGGAGAAGUGAAGGUUUCUUCCUUUGCGAUCGCCCCCCUCACUGCAACCAGCAAUACAGCCUGGCGCUACAGCCUGCAGAUAUCGCCGUAUCUUGCCAUGGCCGGCGCCGGCGUGAGCGUUGGCUGAUUGGAGCAAUAUCAACAUGUCAGUUUAUAAAAUUUAAUGAUUGUUUUAAUGAGUUCAAGGAGCUAGCUCAGGCUUAUGAGGUCCUCAGUGAUCCUGAAAAGCGAGAGAUUUAUGAUCAGUAUGGUGAGGAUGCGCAAUGUGAUAUGAUACUUCUGUUACAAGAAUGCAGUGUUCAAUCCGUUAGCUGA